UGUUUCUUGGAAGGGGUUUGUGAUGCAACGGGAAAUGUUUGAAAAGACAUUUCUUGUAAAGUCCAGACGUCCUAAAAAAGUCAUCUGGACUUGGUUCAGCCCUGGGGGUUACAGGAAGUUGUAGCUGCCAUGUUUAGCUGCUUUGUUGUAGAUUCCUUGUAGGUUUCCUGCAGAUUUUAGCCCAAGUGUUGCAAUGGAACCGAGCUGGAGUACGUUUUUAUUUCAACAGGCCAAUGAGGCUCUGCAUCACCAGCACCAAGUAGCCGGGAACAGCCUGUUGCCUUUGCUUAAUUCUGGAACGGAGCCACCUGAUCAGAAACCGGUGCUGCCCAUUCCCUUGGACCAGAAACCCCCUGUCAGUGCUGCAGAACUUCUUAAAGACAAUGUGGCCAGUGGGACUGGGGGAGGAGGUGGUGGUGGGCCUCUGAUUGCUGUGGUUAAAAAGGAGCCUAAAUCAAAGACGCCCUUCAUCUGUGGCUACUGCAACAAGGCUUUCCGGGACAGCUACCACCUGCGACGGCACGAGUCUUGCCACACCGGCAUCAAGAUGGUUUCGCGGCCUAAGAAGACACAAAGUGCUCCCACCAUGGUGCCGCUCAUAUCCACUGUACCACGUGAGAAUAGUGGAAACACUUCUUACAUUACUACUGUAGCUGGUAUCCUGACUACAGCCACCACAUCAACAUCCACAGGCACUAGUAUCAUGACCCCAAUGCAACACCAACAGCAGCAGAGCAUCCCUAAGAAGCCCCCCAAGCCAGUGAAAAAGAAUCAUGGCUGUGACAUGUGUGGUAAAGCCUUCAGAGAUGUGUAUCACCUUAACCGCCACAAGCUGUCGCACUCUGACGAGAAGCCGUUUGAGUGUCCCAUCUGCCAGCAGAGGUUCAAGAGGAAGGAUCGCAUGACAUACCAUGUCCGCUCCCAUGAUGGUGGAGUUCACAAGCCUUACAUCUGUUCUGUCUGUGGGAAGGGCUUCUCCAGACCUGAUCACCUAAGUUGUCAUGUCAAGCAUGUCCAUUCCUCAGAGAGACCAUUCAAGUGCCAAGUAACGGCCUGUACCUCUGCCUUCGCUACCAAAGACCGUCUGCGCUCCCACAUGAUCAGGCAUGAAGGCAAAGUGACCUGCAACAUCUGUGGCAAAAUGCUAAGUGCUGCCUACAUCACAAGUCACCUCAAGACGCAUGGCCAGGCCAGCUUCAGCAACCCAUGUAACAAUAAAGGCAUAAGUGACUGGCAGUGGAACCACUCAGGGCCACGAAAAGGUGAGUUGACGGUAGGAGAGAUUUUAAAUAACUCCUUCCAAGUCCUAAUUGACAACUCUCACAAAGAUGCCAACAGCGUGCACAACAACUCGGCCACCACGACGCCAGUCACAAACUCGGCAGCCAUCACUUCAGCUGUGAACCGUGGUGGCAAUGCCAGCAACCCCGUCACUAUCGCUGCUCAGAUGAACAUCGCCACCAGCACGGUCAACAUCACGUCACCGGUCAACCUGCAGCACCCUGUCACCAUUACAGGGCCUGUGAACCUGGCCUCUGUCAACAUCCCUACAACGGCACACAUGAAUAUCGCGCACCCAGUUGCUAUAACCACUCCCAUGCCCAUGAAUAUCACUGGGCCACUCAACAUUGCCAUGAGACCCAUGGAGAGCAUGCCUUUUCUAUCCCAAGUUUUGCCUUCCUCACCUCCUUGGUAGAGCUUUUUAGCUCAUGUAACAGCAGAUAAUGUUUUAACUGCCUAAUAAUCGAUGAGCCUGUCAUAUCAAUGGCCCUCUGAAUGGGUUGAUAGUGCAUUACAUUUGAAAAGCUGAUAACUAAUAAAAUACAAACACAUAGAUAGUAAACAAUGAUUGUUACUUGCAGGAAUCCUUAUUAUGUCAUAAUUUAGCAUUUAUUUGUAUUUGUAGUUGUUGUACAGCUGUCGUUGCUUGAUCUAAGUAUGGAGCUCGUUCAUGUGAUAACAGGUGAAUAUAUGGGGUGGGAUGGAGUGGAGGAUUGUAACCCCUGUGUCUGUUCAAAGAUGGUCUUUAGCACCAGAUGCGAUUGGCCUCCACUCUCAAUCUGCUGAUCCAGACCACGAUACACAGUUGAAAGCUCUGAAAAAGCUAGCAGGUGGUACUAAAUUUCAGUUUAUUUUGUCAAACUCAUAUCUCCAAAGUCAAGAAUAAAUUCUCACGCUCAGAUAGAUAUUGAAUUUGUUACCUCUUGACUGCCCUUACCUGCAUGGUGUCACAGACAACAGAGCAUUUUAGAUAACUUCUUUCACAUGUCAACAUGACGUGACCCCAUGGGCUACAGUUAUUCUUUGUAAAUAAUGACCAUUUUAUACCAAAGAUUUUCUAAGAAUAGUUUUUCCCACUGAAUUAUAUAUUUUGAAUGAUUAAUGGAAAACCUUUUAAACCAUCAAGGGAGAAAUAUUUUUCUUUUGAAAGUCAGAAUAAUGAAAUUAGUGAAGCAGCCACCCCUCAUUCCCCUUUUUACUACCACCACUGAAACUGUUAUGGGAGGGGUGGCUUUGGGACUUUGUCUGAUGGACUAAUUUUACAGUAGAUGCCAACAUGUACUGGUGCUUACCCAGUUUAUGUUCAAAUGUUGCAUCUUUCCCAAUACCCAUUAUGUUAUUGCAAUAAUAAUUCUACCUUUUGCAGCAUUUUAAUGCGAUAAUGUGUAUAUUAAUGUUAAACUGCUUGCAGCACUGAUGAGCAGGUUUCAUUACAUUUUCAAACCAAAAGAGUAUUUUCUUCCACUUCAACAUGAUUUAAAUUAUUGGGCAGUUAUAACAUUUUCAGAUGCUACAUGUUCAUCCAUAUUUUAUUUGUAGUUAUCCUUGCUUACCCCUUUUUACCAACUUGGGCAGUUUGUUUGACUAUGACAGAUAGUUGAGGGUUAGCUGGCUCAUUGCAGCAGUGUUGGCAGUAAACACAUCAUACGCUGUGGAGAGGCAAACACUCUUAGAGCCCUUUUCAGAAAUUCUUUCGUAUCUGUUUAGCCACUGAAGGACAGUGUUGGUCUUGUAAAAGUGACCAGUUGAAAAUGAUUUCUUCAACUGGGUGUCUGAGUUAAAACAUGGGUGAUGCGUGAUACCUUACUAUACCUUAGGCAUUGUUAAACAACUCCUUAAAUGGAAAUGUAUUGCCAGAGUUGUUCUUAAAUGCUUCCUCUUGAGGAAAUUUUGUUUCAUGUUCUUUUUUUUCCUAUUGUCAUUUUAGUGGACUUAUCAGUAUUUAAUAGUUAAUGUAUUUUAAAGUUCAAGUACAAAAAAAACAAAGCUUCCAUUCGGGGGGAGGGUGAGUGAUAUUGUGGAUUUCACUGAUGGUUAAGAGGCUGUUUAGAUCCAUCAACCAUUAACUCCCUGCAUAACUGUAUUUUAAAAUUGCUGGAAACCAGUCACUCCUCACUGCUGGAUAUUCUACACACGUUUAUCUGUGACAUUUGUUUAGAAUUUUUUUUAUGUAUUUAUAUCUGGACAUGACAGUUGAAGGUACAGCUAAGAGGAAAUGUCUCGUACUGAAUGCAUGUCCCCUAGGUUUUGCCCUUAAAAUGGCAGUAUUCUCAAAUUCAAAUGAUUUUAAAUUUCGAUUACUGAGGACUUUUUAACUGUAGAGGUCAAAAGAGCAACACAGUGUCCCAUUCGACUCUGUGCUACAAAAGCAGUCCCAGAGUUACCUAUUGUGGUAUGUUCAGUUGGCUAGAUCGUUUACUUUAGCAGGUAUAGGAUCCCAUCGCUGUCAGUCAAACUCAGGAAGGUUACUGAGAAUAGUCUUUCACAACCAUGUUCAACAAUUUACACUGACCAUUUCUUUGUAAAUAUGAAACACUAUUUUAUUGCCUUUUACCUGUGGGAGAGCGAACCUCUCUACUUACCACAGGCCAGCAAUGCAAGACCUAUAUCACCACUGAUGUGGCCGUCCAUCCUGGAGAGGACAGAGAAAGUAGUAGAGAUUAAUUAAAGGAUAGGAUUGGUGUCAGUUUCUUUUUGUUAUCAGCAAAUCCCAUAAAAGGCCAAAAACCAACAAUUAAACCUACUAACAGUUAACAUCUGUCAAGAUAUGGCUUGAUAUAGCUUAUGCUUCCAAUAGUGUAGAACGCCAUCGCUGUCCAAAAACUAAUGCAAAUACUUGAAGGAGCCAUACCAUUGAAUUGGUUGACAUACUUCUUAUUGAGAUGAACACUUGAUUGUAUCUUAUUCCCCUCAGACUGUCAGACCAACAAAGAAGUGAAAACCCAAAACUACUUGCCAGCGCAUUUCAUCUGCUCCACAAGGUGCUACUCUUCAGUUACUAAAAGCCACAGAAUUCUUGCAGAAUACACACUGCUCAUGUUAUUUUAUUGAAGGAAACCUGUCACACAGUGCAGCGGUUUGGCUCGUUUGUAUUUUUAUUAGUUUUUUGAAAACAGAGUUCUAUGACACAGGGUUAGUAAUAUCAGGCUGUAGCUAAACAGGUCAGAACUGUCAUCAGGAGUAACCCGUUGGUUAAAGCUUCUUCAGGGAAACUGUCAGUUAUAAGACAAAAGAUAAUUCCAGCCUUAUCCUUUUUAAUCUGAAUUUUCUCUGUAGAUCUCACUUGCAUAGCUCAUUGUUUAUUUGUAAUUGUUAUUUUAUUGUUUUUUAUCCUGGCAGUUUAUCUUUACUGGAAAAUUGAGGCUGUGAUCACAAAGGAGGAGAUGUUUUUCUGUUCAAAGCUCAGGUGUACCUGAAAGAGCGAGAUGUCAGAGUUGAAGUAGCAUUAUUCAUGUUGCCAAGCAACACAAGGGUUGACAACUUGCAACCCUGUAAACUCAGUGACAAGUAUAUAUGUAACCUUGCCACUAUAAUUUACAGACCUACACCUCUCCGUGUGUGUGGGUAUUUGUAUACAUGUUGCUGCAUAAAUGAGUGCAUGUAACAAUUCUAUUUUCAUACAUGCCUUUUGGUUUGAACAUCAAGACUGUGGAACCCCUGCCCCUUUUCAGUGGCAACCACAGAGGUAAACAGUGAAUGGGCCAGAAAACAAGACACCUCUAUCAAAACUUGGGUAGGGGGUCACUCACUACAUGACUUUGGGAGACAUUUAGUGGGUUGGGCCACUGCAAAAUCACCAGUCCUGUUACAUUGAGACAGCUAAGACUACAUUGUGAUGCACAAAGACAAAUAUCAGAAGAAAAUAUGAAUUCUUGCCACUCCUGUCAACUCAAACAAAGCUGUUUGGUCCAGUGAAUCAUCUCAAUCAGGGAUGAACGGUCUAAUGAAUCCUGAUUCCGCUUGUACUCCAUAAUGGAGUACAGUCUUUUUGUGUGGCACAAACAAGUACAUGUACUCAUUGUUCACUCGGCUGACAUAAAUAGGAUCCUGAAAGUGGACACUUUGAUGGCAGAGCAGAGCUUAAUGUCACAGCAGAUGAAGGUCUUCCAUUCGCCUCUUUACUUCAACCUACAGCCAGAUCUCUCUCACAAAAAUCUAUCUUGGGUGUAUCCAUGUAGUCUCGAUGCCAUGACUCAGAAAUGGGGAUAAAUGCUCUUGCUUUGAGCCAGUCUCUCCUUGAAGACAUUCAUGGUGCCACACUUGGUUGUUCACAUGAAAAGUGACAGAAGUAGUUGUGUGAAAUAUGAAGUUUUUAGAUGCUGUUACACGAUCUCGACACCUUCCGUUAAUGGAGCACAGGGAGAAAAAUUGCAUAAAAAAGUUAACUUUAUCUUCCGAUAGCUCUACCUAUAGUCCCCGUGUUAGGACUGUGAAGUGGCUCAAGUUGAGAGUUUGUUGAACUUGAACAAAUUGAAACAAGUUUACAGGACACACUAGGUCCAGAAUUCCACUUGAAUAGAUUUGAGUGUUGUGCUUGUCACGAUCAAGCCCAUGGACAGUGACUGGUCAAAGGAGUGAACAUGUUAACAAGUCUCUUUUGUGAUCUCAGCCCCAACAGUUCCUGCACCAGGCUCGCAUACUGUCCCACAGUUCCCUGGCUGUGUGUGUGUGAAUUAGUUUGUAGAUGUGAAGCCUGUUUGUAGUUAAGGGCCUUAUUUCAGUGCAGGGACUCUGAAGCACUUGCAGCAAACUGUAGGAUGUGCACACUACAGAAGAGUGGUACUUAACAAGGGCAUUUCAGUUUGAUGGAAUGAGACAAUGAUUGGUGUUUGUUUUACAGCUCACCUGACCACAUCUGCAUUUUGGCAGCCCAGAUGUUUGGCCCAUUAAUUUCACUGUAUGCAUGCCUACUCUGUAAACCAAGGGAAAUGCUCUAGUUUGGAAUGGCAUUAUGAUCUUUGAAAUUGAUUCAUUUCCCAUCUUUAAUUUUUUUUUCUCCAAUGUUGCAUGUGGAUGACUGAGCUUGUCCCGAGUAGGUUUGAGUUCAACAACCAUUAUUAGAAGGCUAGCGACUUUUUAUGAAAAAGAAAACACUAAAAAAAAUUAGGAUGAAAGGAAGUGUGUGGCGUCAUUUGUCCUUCUCCAGUGGCCGUAAACAAGUGUGCCUGAAAUACUUUGCAAGACUUUUCCACACGAUGAUGCUUCCUGCUCUAGAUGUGCUGUGUGAUGGAAUAGUUUUGUGAAGGAAGCCUUCAUCAGUUCAGACGGCCAAGGGCCCCACAGGUCUGGCAACCAAACUACUUUGUGAUUAGCUUUUUGUUUUUAUUCUUUGUAAACCUAAUGAUUGUGAAGUUAUCAUAUUGUACUUCAGGAACAACCUUGAAACAUGGAUUGAGAUCUUCAUUUAAGUCAAGGUCGUGUAAAUUUAUCAGUGACAUUUAACCAUGUGGUUUAAGUUUUUAAUUUGACUCCAACCUAAUGUGAAAAACAAAACAUUUAUUUGGCCAAAUAAUGAUUUGGAAGAUGAUUUUUUUUUUUUUUUUUUAAUUUUCUGUGAAGUUUGUAUGAUGAAUUUGGCAGAUGUGAAGGCAAAUGAAUGUAUAUCUUUGUACAAACCAUUUAGUUCAGAGGACAUGUUAGUUAUGACAGACACAUGCAAGAAGAAAAUAACCUUUUAUAAAUCUUUUUGUAUUAGAACAUUAACAAUGGUAAUUUUUGUAUAUACGAAGGCUAGGCUUUCUGAUUAGCAGAAAGGUACAACAUUCCUACAUUUUUUUUAAAUGUAUGUCCAUUGAGAAUAAUUAUGUAAACAUGAGCAAUGUUUUAUGUGCCUUUUAUUUGGGUUUGUCUAAAUAAAAGAAAACAAUAAAACAUGAUUGUGGACUGUCCAUGCUGAGUGCCAUAGAGGAAAGUCAGUACUGUCCAUCUCACCUGAAUCUCCGGACUGACCCACAUACCCCCACCCCCCGCACUCAAGACACUCGUCUAGAUCAGGGGAGAUGUACUCUCUUCUGGUUUUAGUUGCUUUUCCUAGCUUUAGCUGAGGUUUCUGGAAUGCCAAGAUGGUUCCUGAAGUCCCCGGUGUGUAUGGGUGUUUCUGAUCUCCAGGCUCCUCUGUCUUCAUCGGCUCACUGGCUCACAGUUGGCCUGCUCAUGACGAAAGUGCCUCUGUGACAUUGCUUAUCAGAGUGGACUGUUGGGGAUUUUGUGCCAAAUCAUGGUCUGUAUGUGACAACAAAAACAUUUCGGUGUUUUUUCAUUCUUUAACUAUUAAACCUUGGAAAACGUU
Molecule: messenger RNA, 7570 nt
Organism: Xiphias gladius (swordfish)
Lineage: Eukaryota; Metazoa; Chordata; Actinopteri; Istiophoriformes; Xiphiidae
Product: vascular endothelial zinc finger 1-like
Exons: 7
Coding region: 194-1696 (500 amino acids)
Biological process (GO): regulation of transcription by RNA polymerase II
Molecular function (GO): DNA-binding transcription factor activity; RNA polymerase II cis-regulatory region sequence-specific DNA binding
Source: RefSeq, a predicted model, not a curated record